This is a messenger RNA of Gongylonema pulchrum, 369 nucleotides long. NCBI's taxonomy places the organism in Eukaryota, Metazoa, Nematoda, Chromadorea, Rhabditida, Gongylonematidae. The record is from the annotation of a GenBank genome assembly.
AUGCAAGUUUGAUUCACAAAGGAGCUACCGUUAUACUUCCGACAAAUUGGUUUCCCGUGUCCAGCUAAUGAAAAUCCAGCAAUCUAUUAUUUGUCUCUUGCAACAAUUGACAGAGAGACUACAGAUCGUUACCGCGAAACACAGGAGCAAGCAUUGAAACUGGUUGAUCUCUUCAAAGCCGGUAUUGAUGUCGAAGCAUCUCAGCCGACCAUCGAAGCUGCUCGGCCAGUCCCACAACAGCAGCCUUUGUGUUUUAAUGGGCGUCCACCUUGCUGCUACAAAUUUCUCGUCUUGUUAAGUUUAGUGUUCACCUUCACCUUAUUUUCGGAAUCAUUGUUCGAAGCGAACUUUUUUAAAGCCUUGGCUUGA